This is a messenger RNA of Acanthochromis polyacanthus (spiny chromis), 10258 nucleotides long. RefSeq names its product diacylglycerol kinase theta. Gene Ontology annotation, biological process: intracellular signal transduction; lipid phosphorylation; diacylglycerol metabolic process. Lineage: Eukaryota; Metazoa; Chordata; Actinopteri; Pomacentridae. The record is from RefSeq and is a predicted model, not a curated record. Gene Ontology annotation, molecular function: ATP-dependent diacylglycerol kinase activity.
ACUCUCUUAAUCCAGGCUUCUCUUCAGCAAGCUUCACCCCCCAGGGUUGUGAGACUUCGUGUUGGGUUGGAGAUGGCUGACUCCGGCCCGGCCCGACGGGCGGACCCUGACGCCGCUGACGGCCGGACAUCGAGCCCGCUGACCGGGAAGAAGAGGGCGCAGCAGUCCCCCGGGCUCCGGCCCAAGUACCAAAGCUCUGCUCCGGGACACUGCUUCAGGAUCACCCUGACCAAGCCGACCUUCUGCCACAGCUGCAGCGACUUCAUCUGGGGAAUCGUCGGCUUCUUGUGUGAAGUUUGUAACUUAAUGUGUCAUGAGAAAUGCCUGAAGACGCUUCGGACCGUUUGUUCCUGCAUGACGCCGUCCUCCAUCCAGGUUCCUGUCGCUCACUGCUUCGGUCCCGCCGGUCCAAAGAAACGUUUCUGCUGCGUCUGCAGGAAACCGACGGAGGGAAACUCGGCGCUGCGCUGUGAAGUUUGUGAGCUCCACGUCCACGCUGACUGCUCCGCCUUCACCUGUGCCGACUGUCGCUGUUCUCACCUGGACGGGACUCUGGAGCUCCAGGAUACGUUCCACCACCACUGGAGGGAGGGGAACCUGGCGUCGGCGUCCAGAUGUGAGGUUUGUCGGCGUUCCUGCGGUUCGUCCGACGUCCUGGCAGGCAUGAGGUGUGAAUGGUGCGGCAUUACGAGUCAUGCCGCCUGUUACCUCAGCGUGCCACCAGAGUGCACUCUGGGUCGUCUGCGCUGCAUGGUGCUGCAUCCGAGCUGCAUCCGACUCCACUCCAGAAACUUCAGCAAGAUGCACAAUUAUAGAAUCACAGAGAGCUGCAACCAGGACCUGGAAAACUCCGACGACGUCGAUUCUUCGGCUGCAGCUUCUAAAGAAAACCCGUCGACGGCUGCAGACUCAGGUAAACAGUUUGUGAAGGUGUUCGACGGCGACGAUGCCGUCAAACGAGGUUUUUUCCGACUGGUCUCCGUCUGUCGCUCCACCAGGAACGAGGAAGUCGUGGAGGCGUCGCUGCGCUGCUUCUUUCUGCCCGGCGACCCGGAGGACUUCCAGCUGCAGGAGGUCCGCGGGACGCAGCGUCUCCAUGGCGACGACAUCCUGAACCGGAACGGCGGCUCGCUGAAGGACGGAGGAGACGCCUGGAUGCUGAGGAGCAAACCCAGAGACGACGACGUCAUCCAGGUGUUCGCCGGCUGGGCCAGGUCGACGUCUGCGUUUGUGUCCAUCUCAGGAAGCAGCACGGCAGCUUCAGUCGUCUCUGAGGUCCUCAAACACCUGAACAGACAGGAUGAAGAUGCGUCAAACUUCAGUCUGCUGGAGGUUCUCAUGAGCAGCAAACAGGUUCAGAGACAAACUCUGACGCCUCACGAGAAGAUUGUGGACAAACUGCAGGAGAUCAGGAAGGUGUCUCUGCGGCAGAUGAACCAGACCAGGUUCUACGUGGUUCAGAACCGGAACCGGACGGUGCAGGUCGGCCUGCUGGUCGGAGGACUGCCCCCCCUGCUGGCCAAAGAGGAGUACGUCCAGCUGAUUCAGGAGAACCUCGACAUCAAGAGUCACCUGGUUUCCGUCAGCCACGUCUACGGCAGUCAAGGAGCCGCGGCGCUGCAGAUCUCCUGCUUCUCCGAGGCAGAGAGGAUCUACAUGCUGGCUAAAGACACGUCCGUCAGCGACAAGCCGCUGAGCUCGCUGGUGGUCCCGGAGAUCCUGUGCGACCGGCUGGGAGCCGACGUUUGUCCACUGCUGGUGUUCGUCAACCCGAAGAGCGGCGGCCUGAAGGGCAGAGAGCUCCUCUACAGCUUCAGGAAGAUCCUCAACCCUCACCAGGUCUUUGACAUUUCUAACGGAGGGCCGCUGGCUGGCCUCCACACCUUCAGGGAGGUUCCUCGGUUCCGGGUUCUGGUCUGCGGCGGCGACGCGGUCGGCUGGGUUCUGGGAGUCCUGGAGGCCGUCAGACACAAGCUGGCGUGUCGGGAGCCGCCGAUCGGCAUCGUCCCGCUGGGAACAGGUAACGACCUGGCUCGUAUCCUGCGAUGGGGAACCGGCUACAGCGGAGAGGAUCCUCACCACAUCCUGGUGUCCGUGGACGAGGCCGACGAGGUUCUGAUGGACCGCUGGACCAUCCUGCUGGACGCUCAGGACAUCUCUGAGGACGGGAAGGACAACGGAUUCCUGGAGCCGCCCAAGAUCGUCCAGAUGAACAACUACUUCGGUAUCGGCAUCGACGCAGAGCUCAGCCUCGACUUCCACCUCGCCCGAGAGGACGAACCUGACAAAUUCACCAGCAGGUUCCACAACAAAGGUGUUUAUGUGAAGGUCGGCCUGCAGAAGAUCAGCCACACCAGGAGUCUGCACAAGGAGCUGCAGCUUCAGGUGGACGCUCAGAACGUUCCUUUACCCAACAUAGAGGGGCUGAUCUUCCUCAACAUCCCCAGUUGGGGUGCCGGUGCAGAUCUCUGGGCAGAGGUCGACGGUCGCUUUGGGAAGCCGAGCAUCGAUGACGGGCUGCUGGAGGUGGUCGGGGUCACCGGGGUCGUCCACAUGGGUCAGGUGCAGAGCGGCCUGCGCUCAGGGAUUCGUAUUGCAGGGAACUACAUCAGGCUGACGGUAAGCAAACCCAUACCUGUGCAGGUGGACGGGGAGCCGUGGAUCCAGCCGCCGGCUCACAUCAUCAUCUCUGCUGCUGGACCCAAGGUUCGGAUGCUGAGGAAGUCCAAGCAGAAGCAGAAGAAGUCCUCGGCCAACAUGAGGGACGGACGCUCAGAGAGUCCUUCUUCCAGAGACGGAGGACACUGACCGCCUCACAGCAUCCGUGUCCUGCCUUUACCUGCUUCCUGCUGCACCUGGGAGGCCACUUUGGUGGCAGCAGCCAGCUGUGAAUUCACUCAUGUAGCUUUGUAGCGACGCUAACGGGCCACAGACUGGACUAUGAGGUUUCCCUUUUAGCAGUGGGAGGGAGUCUUGGAUCAACACAAGCCGGGUUUGCAUUUCAUUCCUGCUCUCCAAGCGCUCAACAGUUACAGAAAUCUCAAUAACCGAGGUUAAUAUUCCACUCCUAACACAUACUUUUAUACCUCCAACAUUAACAAGUACUUCAUCCAUUCACAGCAGCUUCGUCUGCAGAGAUUGGGAAGAUUUAAUGUUGAGUUUUACAGUUUCUCAGUAUGAAUAAGCUUUGAGCUGGAAAAAACCCAGAGAAGUAUUUAACGGAGGUUGUUAAAUUUCUGUCCAGAUGUGACUGUAGAUGUGCCGUAAGUAGCAGUAACUCAGUGUCACCUGGUGUGUUCUUAGAACUUUAGAUGUGAAAAUUCAUGUGCAACUAUAGAAUGAUUAUGACCUCAGUGUCGGUCACCAGAAAAUAUGAAGAAACUAAACGGUGAAGCUCUUCUGAUGAACUGAUGGGCAGUUUGUAAAGAAGCUGCUGAUGUUUAUCUGAACCAGAGAUCUCCUGGGAACUGCCUUCUUCUUCUUCUUCUUCUUCUUCUUCUCGUGUGAAAUCCUUUGGCCACGUCGGUUUCACAAACAUCAGAAGACAUCAGUCGCGUUGCGUUGAAGCUCCCUGGAGCUAAUGAGCGAACAAACUCAAACAAGGUGCCUCUGUUCGUGUGAAACCACAGUGACCGCUGAAAGUCAGAUCAGUCUGAGCUGAGUGACUGAAGGCUGGAGCACAGUUUGUUUUUCUACACAGCCCGCUGUAUUCGGUGUCUGCAGAGCUUAAAGCAGGCUCCACUUUAGCAUUUUAAUCCUGUUUCAUCAACCAAUUUUACAUUUUCUUUUUAUCUUGCAAUAACAUUAACAACUGAAAAAGUAAAUUUAUUCUGUUCUAGUUUUAUAAUAUAAACUACAAAAACUAGAAAAUAAAGAAAGAGAAGCUGCAAAUUAUUUAGGAAUAAUGUGUCAAAACUGACCAAAUUAGCAUUUAAUAAUGAUGUUUCAAUCGGCACAAAGAGAGCAAUUUACUAAAAUCAUGAAAUAUUCAGUACAUAUACAAUUUUCAGGAUUUUUUUCAACAUAAUCUGCCUGUUAAUAUCUGAAAUAAAGAGAUGAACUUGCCCCGAAUGGACAUUUCAGCCCAAACUUCUCAUAAGAAGUGCAGGAUAAUAGGUAAAUAUACGGAAACAGAUGAUACUUCCUUAAUUUUUAAGGUUAAAAUCUCCUUUUUAAUGACAAAUUGUGCUUCAGCUUCACACUGUUUUCAGUUAUUUUUCACAGCUGGGACAUUUGACUUUUUCUGCCUUCUCUAACAGCAGUUAUCUGCUGUUGUUAUUGAAUAAGUGCAUUUUAUUAGUACUAGUUAAUGAAGGCGUUCUUGCAAGGAGAAGCUAAGAGGAAUCAGUAAUAAUGGAGGCUGUAAUACUGUAAAUACUGGAUUUAAGAGCUGAAGCUAACUGCUAGUAGCUCCUGAAGAACACACCGAGGCUCGUUAGAAAUAAUCUGAACUAUUUCUCCAAACACUGAAACUUCUCACGACAUUGUUAACUCUACAAGCUUUAUAGCUGAUUUUCAGCUAGCGUGCUAACGUGUAAAAACAACUCUUAAUUGCUAAAUAUGAAUUCAAAUUGGAAAAAAUGCAUAAAUUAUGGUGUUCAUUUUACUGAAAUAGGGGAACAAAAUGUGUUACUUGAAACUAGCUACAUUACUAGCUCAGCUGAAGUAGCAAUAGCUUGACAUGCUAAUUAGCUAGCUUACUAGAAAGCUCUGCAGCCAAGGGGUUUACAUUUUCUUUCAGUUAUUCAUUGCUACAAAAAUCACAACAUGCUACUGCAGUUGUGUCGAUGUGCUAACAGGUAACAGCUGAAACAUAAAGCUAGAAACCUAGCUCAGUGAUAGCUUUGUGAGCUGGAUGCUAAGUUUACCAAAACUACAUUUUAAAAGAAGAAAUAUGAUAAUGUGUUCUUGGGUUGGUUCUUGUCACUGUCAGAUGUAAUUACAGAUAGCACCAGGUACUAAACUAGCAAUAUUAUUAGCUUGGCAAGCUAGUUAGCUAGUAUAAUAUCAAGCUGAACUGAGCAAAUAAAACUUACUUUGUAUUGUAAUAGGGUUUAAAUGUUCAGUUACUACUUUAGUUGAUAAUUCCGACAAAAAUCAGAGGUUCUUACUGCAGUUGUGUCACUGUGAUCACAGGCAACAAUGGAAACAUAAAGCUAGAAAACUAGCUUAGUACGAGCUUGGUGAACAGAAAUUGAAACUAAAAAUAUUAAUUUUAGUUAAAGAAUUGGAUGGUAUAAACUUACAAAUGUGGCCCAGUGAGACUGCUUUAGCAUGUAGCACCAGAUACUAGCUAGAAAGCUAACUACAUCACUAGCUCAUGCUAAACAGAAUUACCAACAUUACUAGCUUCACAAGCCAGGUAGCUAGUUGAAAAGAACGCUAAAGUAACUAAAUUAAAAGAAAGCUUUCUUUUUCUUUUUAGAUCACAAAUUUUAAAAAUAUAUGCAAUCCAAGUAAAUCAGUUUACUCACAAACUGCAUUGUUGUCAUUAUGGCACUGUGAUUACACACAUCAAACCCAAGCUAAACUAAGAUAGCAACAGCUAGACGAGCUAGUUAGCUAAUGUAAAAGCAAGCCAGAUGACAAAUUAAAACCAAAUUUAAUUAGUAAAGAAAAUUAAGUCGAAAUUAGGAUGUAACUAAGACAUAUUGUGUAGUAUGAUUACAGGUAGCUCCAGAGUAGCUGGCUAGUAGCUACAAAAAACUAGCUAUAUAGCUAGCUUAAAUCAACUAGCAAUGCCUUGAUGAUCUAGUUAGCCAGUUUACUAGGACGCUGUAACACCAAAACAAAACCAUUUUUUUGUACAGUUACCAACAAAUAUCAAAAACCUAGCUUGGCGCUAGCUUAACAGGCUCAUUGCCAAAUUAGCUAACUAGCACGCCAAACUGAAAUUGUUGUUGGACUGGUAAUUAGUUAUUUUUAACUUAUGGUAAUUCACAUGUAUUAAAUAAGGAUAUUGGGAGGAAAAUGUCGAUUUCAUGUCAGUGAAGAAAUGUUUUACAGUUGAGGGUAAAAAUUGGUUGUCAGUGAAACAGGUGAUGUCGGGUAUAAAGCAGUGAUUCUGUGAUAUUUUAGGCCUUUGCACAAUGUGCCAUCUGAAAUUCUAAAACAUGCAUUUUUUUAGAUUAAUUCGUGACUGUGUUGUUUGACAGCGUAAAACUGCAAAUCCUGCAUCAAACCCAAACUUAUUUUAGCUGCCACAGUUUCAGAUGAAUUAGUGUAAAGCGACAUGAGCUGCUAUCAUGUUUUCCUCAUUUUGGUGACCUUUUUGCUCCUAAAAAAACCUUAAAGGACAGAAUCGGAGAUGAGCUCCAGCUGCCAGUUUGUUUCUCAGUCGCCUCUAACUGGAAGGAUUUUCUGAACUUCGUCUACAUUCCCAGAAGUUAAAGGGACAGCGAUGAAGUGCAGCAGAAAGUCGUGCUGAAAGUUCCAGCUCUCCAUGUAGCCUCAACAGUAUUUGAACUGCUGACUGUGUUGUUUUUAAAAUCUGCAUUAACUGGUUUUAUUUUGGAUGUUUUUUGGUGCUAGACGACGACAGUCUGUAGUAGUUUUGUGCUUUACUUAAGAGUCAAAGAUCCAGUUGUUCAAAGCCUCAAACUCAAGGAAACUCUAAUGUUGGUGAAUUAUUUCUAAAUGCUUCAUUGAACCACUUUCUGCUCACCACCCGACUUUACACUCCUUUAUUUGAAGGGUUUGGAAGUGGUCUGACACACUUUCUGUAGUUUUUUGGUUCAAAGUUUCAUGUUUUCCAGAAUGGUCUAACAUCCCUCUGUAACGCUGUAUCUUGGUUGUGGGUUACACCACUCUGACACUAAAAUCUAGACCAUAAAAUAUUACAGAAAUGAUAUAAAACUCAGUUCACAUUUCAGAUAUUUUAUGAUAUUUUACUAUAAUAAAAGCAGAGAAGAUAGUUUUACUCAUUAAAAAACAACAGCGGUUCUUCUAAACUUUAACUUAUUUGUAGUUUAUAAGCUGCUUAUAAUUCCGAGCUUUACUUUGAGUAAAUACACAACAUGUUUCUCAUAAAUAGACUGUAGACCCGUCCACACAGCAGGGGGCGCUGCAGAGGGAGGUUUAUCAGAAUUAACAGCGUGUGUUUGUGGCUUUGAAUAAACCUGUGAUCCAUUGCUGGUCCGUCGGUGGCGUCAGCUGUUACGUUUUGCGCUCCGGCGGUCGUGUUUCUGGUUGAUGCUGUUUGCUGACGGUAGCUGUUAGUCGUUUAACGGUGAAACGCUGUCAGUGGUCGUUACAUGCAUGAAGUACUGUAGUUCUGCUUCCGCCUAAAGCUGAGUGUUGUCUUUCUACGGCAGUGUUUCCCUCAUUCUGUCAGGUUUCAAGUCUAUACGUACGUCUCUGUUCUGACGGAUUCAUCACUUUUUUCCUGUCGUUGCUUUCAGUUCAUCUCUUGAAGCUUGAAAAUCGAACACCGUCAACUUUUAAAGUCCUGCAAACAGAAACACGGUUAUCAUGGAGGAAUGCUUCCAAAAACUCUUUAUUUUCUCAAAAUAUUUGGUCAUAAUAUCAAGCAGGAGAGACAGACGCCGAAUCUCAGCAUCCUUAAACACAGCCAAAGUAUUUUACAGUGUCUGACUGUAGAUUGUAGUUUUCUGUGCACAGCCAAGUAAUUCCAUCUUAAAUCAUCUAAUUUCAGAGUUUCUGCUCGACUGCCUUAGCCUAGCCGCGCUAGACAACCCAUGGCAACGAAUUUAAUUCUCUGCCAGGGUGGGUCUAGUUACCCUCCAUAAGCCUCGAGGUUGGAUUCUCCUAAAACUGGCCGGACCAAUCACCAUGAAGUGUAGAGUCAGAAGGCGGGCGUAACUAAGUGACGACAGAGGCGCGACGAUUCUGACAGAAACAACAGGAAACUACUAGCCUAGCCGCACUAGACAACCCACGGCAACGAAUUUAAUUCUCUGCCAGGUUCGACAACAAAAACGACAACAGUCGUUGAGCUCCAUUAGCACCGACUCUGAAUAAUCUUUCUGUUAACAUGUCUGUAAUAUACUUGAGCUUCACCCAUUGACUGUAUAAAUGAGGCUUCACCAAACUACCGCAUCCUCUGAUUUCCGGCGCUCUAGGAACUACGUCAGCCUAUUCGUUGCACUGAUUGGUUGUAUACCUACCCAGUUGCUGCAGAGUGAUUUGAAAGACAACCUUUUAGCCCGCCUCCCUCCCUGUUGAGAGUUCCUAGACCCUUGUGUCUUCAGACCUGGGUCUAGAGUGGCUAGGCUACGACUGCCUCUGAUUUGUCUGAAUUUUUAAAGCAGGAAAUAGGAUUUUCUUAUGAAGAUAUAUUUCAAAUUUUAGCUUAUACAUACCGAGAUAAAACAACUCGUCAAACCUCCUCAACUGGUUAUCAAAGUGUACUGAAAUUAGCUUUUUAUUUUUCAUUUUUGUGAACAAAUACUUCACUUUAUAAGUAGUCUUCAUGUUUAAUGUUGUAUUAUUGUGACCUGCAGCUACAUGGGGUUCAUAAAACAUCACUAGUUGACUCCUGAACUCUCAGUUCUUUUGUUAAUAUGAGCUCAAAAAUGACAACCUCAAAUUUUUUCACAUUUCACACCACAUCAAGACUAUCUGAUCCACUUGUCGAGUCUGACAAAAUUAAUGACAUUCAGGAAAAAAUCUGGUUUUUAUCUGCAGUAGUUUGUCAGAUAUUGUUGGUCAAAGAGCCUCAAAUUUCACAUGAGAAUAGAAGCCUGCUGAGAGUGGCUCAACGGGCAAAAGAAGUGAUAAAGGUGUUUAAAUAUCCAGAAUUUAAGAUAAAAACAUUUGAACACAUCAGGGAUGGUUGAGCAGAAGGAAUCUGAUGAUCUGGUGGAAUAACCCAGCUAUAAAAAUGACAUCUUUAGGACUUUGUGUUGGUUUUGCAUGAAGUCUGACUUUUCUACGAGUGGAUUUAAACAGAAAUGAACUGAAAUCAAUCCGAAAAGUGAUGCAGAACUAUAAAGUUUGCACAGUUUGUAGUUUUUCAGCCAAAAGAUGCUCAACCAGCAAACUUUUUUCUUCAGAAUUCAGAUCACUGAAAGCACAGACGAUCCUGCACACGAUCCCCUCCCUCACCUGGAUCAGUGACUGGACUUGAGAAGAAAAUAAGAGUCAAAAUAACCCUAAAAAUGCCACAUUUUCUUUGCUGCCAACCGCAGUCAACGUAUUUUAUUCUGUUUGUAAAAGGCCAAAGAAGGAUCAGGACAGGAAAACAUGGAAAUCAGCUGUCUGGUCUGGUUCUUCUGAGGACCUUCUGGUUGAUGGUCUGGUUCUUCUGAAGACCUUCUGGUUGAUGGUCUGGUUCUUCUGAAGACCUUCUGGUUGAUGGUCUGGUUCUUCUGAAGACCUUCUGGUUGAUGGUCUGGUUCUUCUGAAGACCUUCUGGUUGAUGGUCUGGUUCUUCUGAAGACCUUCUGGUUGAUGGUCUGGUUCUUCUGAGGACCUUCUGGUUGAUGGUCUGGUUUUUCUGAGGACCUUCUGGUUGAUGGUCUGGUUUUUCUGAGGACCUUCUGGUUGAUGGUCUGAUUCUUCUGAGGACCUUCUGGUUGAUGGUCUGGUUCUUCUGAGGACCUUCUGGUUGAUGGUCUGGUUCUUCUGAGGACCUUCUGGUUGAUGGUCUGGUUCUUCUGAGGACCUUCUGGUUGAUGGUCUGGUUCUUCUGAAGACCUUCUGGUUGAUGGUCUGGUUCUUCUGAAGACCUUCUGGUUGAUGGUCUGGUUCUUCUGAGGACCUUCUGGUUGAUGGUCCAUCCCUGCGGUGAAGAACGUGUCGCUGCCUCUCUCUGUUGUGUUUUCGUUGGAUGUUCUGCUUCGACGUGAACUUCUUCUGCUUCUCUGUGUCCGUCAUGCCUCCGUGGUGGCAGCGUCAGCUGUCGGCCUGCAGCCAAUCAGAGGCUGCGGUGGGCCGGUUGGCGUCGCCGUGGCCCCUCUGGUGUGUGUUCCUGUGUGUGCGUGUGUGUGUGCUGGUGCAGUGGUGGUUGUUCACCUCUAAUGCUCAUGUGCCUCUGGACGUCCUCCAGACCUUCUGUUGCUCUGCGACUCCAUAGAUGAUAUCUGUAUAUUUUUGAAGCUGUUUUUUGUUGUUUCCUUUAACUGUAAAUUGCACUAAUUGUCUUACAGAUGCUCUUAGACGUGACGUUCAGGUUAUUAUGAAUGUUGUCAUAACUAAAGCUAAAUAUAUAGUACAUAUAUAUAUAUAGAAAUAUGUUUAAAUAACUGAUUCUUACAUGUGUUCAAUCUGAAUAAACUAAAACCAUCUAAGAACUAAA